UGCCUUUGUUGGCCUGGGCUCAGGAAUCCAGAGAAACUGGUCAGGAGGAGGUCCCAGUGACGAAAACCCCUCCCUCUGCCCCCGCCCCUCUGCCAGAGCCAUAUAACUGCUCAACCUGUCCUGAGAGAGAGAGUGCCCUGGCAGCUGUCGGCUGGAAGGAACUGGUCUGCUCACACUCGCUGGCUUGUGCAUCAGGACUGGCUUUUUCUCCUGACUCACAGCGCAAAGGAGCUCUCUGUGAACGUUAAGUCCGUCCCCAGCGCUUGGAAUCCUACGGCCUCCACAGCCGGAUCCCCUCAGCCUUCCAGGUCCUCAACCUCCGCGGACGCUGAGCGAUGGCCUCCAUGGGGCUACAGGUGACGGGCAUCGCGCUGGCCGUCCUGGGCUGGCUGGCCGUCAUGCUGUGCUGCGCGCUGCCCAUGUGGCGCGUGACGGCCUUCAUUGGCAGCAACAUCGUCACCUCGCAGACCAUCUGGGAGGGCCUGUGGAUGAACUGCGUGGUGCAGAGCACCGGCCAGAUGCAGUGCAAGGUGUAUGACUCGCUGCUGGCGCUGCCGCAGGACCUGCAGGCGGCCCGCGCCCUCGUCAUCAUCAGCAUCAUCGUGGCCGCUCUGGGCGUGCUGCUGUCCGUGGUGGGGGGCAAGUGUACCAACUGCCUGGAGGAUGAGAGUGCCAAGGCCAAGACCAUGAUCGUGGCAGGUGUGGUGUUCCUGUUGGCCGGCCUGCUGGUGAUAGUGCCCGUGUCCUGGACGGCCCACAACAUCAUCCAAGACUUCUACAACCCGCUGGUGGCCUCCGGGCAGAAGCGGGAGAUGGGUGCCUCGCUCUACGUCGGCUGGGCUGCCUCCGGCCUGCUGCUACUUGGUGGGGGGCUGCUUUGCUGCAACUGCCCACCCCGCACAGACAAGCCUUACUCUGCCAAGUAUUCUGCCGCCCGCUCUGCUGCUGCCAGCAACUACGUGUAAGGUGCCACGGCUCCACUCUGUCCCUCUCUGCUUUGUUCUUCCCUGGACUGAGCUCAGCACAGGCUGUGACCCCAGGAGGGCCCUGCCACGGGCCCCUGGCUGCUGGGGACUGGGGACUGGGCAGAGACUGAGCCAGGCAGGAAGGCAGCAGCCUUCAGCCUCUCUGGCCCGUUCGGACACCUUCCCAGGGCCGCCUCCUACUAGCAAGAACAGAGUCCACCCUCCUCUGGAUAUUGUGGAGGGACGGAAGUGACAGGGUGUGGCAGUGGAGUGGGGAGCUGGCUUCUGCUGGCCAGGAUGGCUCAACCGUGACUUUGGGCUCUGUCUGCAUCGGUGUUGGCCACUGUCCCCAUUUACAUUUUCCCCACUCUGUCUGCCUGCAUCUCCUCUGUUCCGGGCAGGCCUCGAUGUCACCUCUAGGACUGUGCCUUGCUCACCGAAACCCGCACCCAGGAGUAUGGCUGAGGCCUUGCCCACCCACCUGCCUGAGGAGGGCAGAGUGGAUGGACGGGUUUGGAGGGGAGGGGUGAAGGCUUUGUAAACAGGUUUGGGCAGUGGUGGGGGAGGGGGCCAGAGAGGCCGCUCAGGCUGCCCAGCUCUGUGGCCUCAGGACUCUCUGCCUCACCCACUUCAGCCCUGGGCCACUGGAGACUGAUCCCCUCUGAGUCCUCUGCCCCUGCCAAGGACACUAACCAGCCUGGGAGGGUGGCAGGGAGGAGGGGCGGCUUCACCCUCGGGAGUCCUGGGGUUUUUCCUCCUCCUUCUUCGUGGUUUCUGUUUUGUAAUUUAAGAAGAUCUAUUCAUCACUGUAAUUAUUAUUAUUUUCUACAAUAAAUGGAACCUGUGCACAGGA
Molecule: messenger RNA, 1818 nt
Organism: Cercocebus atys (sooty mangabey)
Lineage: Eukaryota; Metazoa; Chordata; Mammalia; Primates; Cercopithecidae
Gene: CLDN4
Product: claudin 4
Exons: 1
Coding region: 336-965 (209 amino acids)
Biological process (GO): cell adhesion; bicellular tight junction assembly
Cellular component (GO): bicellular tight junction; plasma membrane
Molecular function (GO): structural molecule activity
Source: RefSeq, a predicted model, not a curated record